AAAUUGGAGAUAAGUGAACAAUAUCUCCAAACUUUAAUAAAAAACAUAAUUUUUUUUAUCUUAUUUUCCAAUUCAAGAAGGCUACUUUCCUUUGAUCCCUAACACACUUUAUUGAAGUGUUGUUGGGUUUAUAAAUCGAUCAAAAGGGCUUCUUAUUCCAAAACCCCCCUUUCACUUGCAUCUUCUCCAAUCGGCCUCCAUUCUUAUCAUCAAUGGCAUCUUCAUCUCAAGCAAGUCUCCUUCUUCAGAAACAACUCAAAGAUCUCUGUAAAAACCCUGUUGAUGGAUUCUCUGCUGGCCUUGUUGAUGAAAGCAACCUGUUUGAAUGGAGUGUCACUAUUAUUGGACCGCCUGAUACGUUAUAUGAUGGAGGAUUUUUCAAUGCUAUAAUGACCUUCCCGCCAAAUUAUCCAAAUAGUCCUCCAACAGUUAGAUUUACCUCGGAGGUUUGGCAUCCGAACGUUUACCCUGACGGCAAGGUCUGUAUUUCGAUUCUCCAUCCCCCUGGUGAUGAUCCUAACGGUUAUGAGCUUGCAAGUGAGCGGUGGACACCAGUUCAUACGGUAGAGAGCAUAGUCUUGAGUAUUAUAUCGAUGCUUUCAAGCCCUAACGAUGAAUCACCCGCCAAUGUGGAGGCCGCGAAAGAAUGGAGAGAUAGAAGGGAGGAAUUCAAGAAGAAAGUUGGUCGAUGUGUGAGAAAAUCGCAAGAAGUUAUGUGAAACCGAUGUGGUGAGUCCUUAUGGUUGGAAUCAUCAUGUUAAGUUUCUCAUUUUAUUUUACCUUAUAUGUUCCUUCCAUAAUGUUUGUUAUACUCUUGUUUUGCUUGCUUCAUUAUGCAACAGACUUUCCAAAUGUAUUUUUUUGGACCCUUUUUAUGUUCAUUGUGAUUUUUUUGUUUC
Molecule: messenger RNA, 899 nt
Organism: Helianthus annuus (common sunflower)
Lineage: Eukaryota; Viridiplantae; Streptophyta; Magnoliopsida; Asterales; Asteraceae
Product: ubiquitin-conjugating enzyme E2 7
Exons: 6
Coding region: 213-719 (168 amino acids)
Biological process (GO): protein polyubiquitination; ubiquitin-dependent protein catabolic process
Molecular function (GO): ubiquitin conjugating enzyme activity
Source: RefSeq, a predicted model, not a curated record